Anguilla rostrata (American eel) is the source of this 514-nucleotide messenger RNA. RefSeq names its product mitochondrial contact site and cristae organizing system subunit 13 (gene micos13). Gene Ontology annotation, biological process: cristae formation. Gene Ontology annotation, cellular component: mitochondrial crista junction; MICOS complex. The coding region runs from base 164 to 499 and encodes 111 amino acids. The transcript has 4 exons. The record is from RefSeq and is a predicted model, not a curated record. NCBI's taxonomy places the organism in Eukaryota, Metazoa, Chordata, Actinopteri, Anguilliformes, Anguillidae.
ACUUUAUUGUCAAAGUUUUAUUACACAUUGGGUUGUCCUUGUCAAUGAAGCUAGACGGACUGUUUGGCUAUCUCACGUUAAAUUCUGGCUACAUAACUCGCAUAUUUUACCACCGCAUUCAAACGCUAAAUUAGUGUUGUCUAGCUUUGUGUUCGUUCGUGAUAUGGCGGCCAAGAUUCUCCCAGUAGUAAAGUUGGUCACUAAAGUGACUGUUGCGGGUGGAGCUUUGUAUGUAGCGUAUGACACGGGGCUUCUAGGAGGAAGUGGGGAAGGUUCGGAGGUCCUCAGCAAAGCGAAAGCUGCCAUUCCUCCUGCCGUGGACGAGUGGAUGAAGUACUUUGGUUUGGAGCUUCCUGCUCCUCCUAAAAUUGAAUUCUCUCCCCUUGAAACAUGGAACUCAGGAGUGCAGAAAUCCAUAGCCGCCCUUUCGGUCGCCCCUACCAGAGCGUGCGAGUACACCGAUCAAGGCAUCCAGUACAUUAAGAAACUUGCCAAGUGAACCCCAGCAGCAGCA